Messenger RNA from Polypterus senegalus (gray bichir), 1526 nucleotides. It is a transcript of the gene gtpbp8, whose product is annotated as GTP binding protein 8 (putative). The record is from RefSeq and is a predicted model, not a curated record. Gene Ontology annotation, molecular function: GTP binding. Gene Ontology annotation, cellular component: mitochondrion. Lineage: Eukaryota; Metazoa; Chordata; Cladistia; Polypteriformes; Polypteridae. The transcript is spliced from 9 exons. The coding region runs from base 514 to 1425 and encodes 303 amino acids.
UUUCCGGAGGAACGAUAAAAAAUGAGACACCAAGGGACGAGGAAAAUUUGGUGUGUAGUGAGAAAUCCACAGUUGCAGGCAAUUAUUUUAAAUACGUAUUGGAAUAAAUGUAAAUAAGAUUAGAUAACAGUUUUCAUAUUGACAGGUUUCGGUUUCAAGUCCCCAGGAAGUCCAGGCAAUCCGGUGGGAAGUCCAGUGCUACAGCUGAAAGAGACAAGUGCUUUCCUAUCCUGGAAGGGAUUUCACGGGUCCUUCGGCGUUCGUAUCCCUGCCUUAUCAGUCACCUCAGAAAAUACCAUCGUUACUUAUUUGGUGCCGUAGGCAAUACCAAUUUUGACCACUAGAUGACAGGAUUUGCACAGUUUUGUAAUCAACGAGCUUCUUUAAGGGAAAUGGAAGAGCAUUUUGAAGCUUUCAGCCAAGCUGAAUGAAAGCUAAGAGCUAAUCCUGAUGAGCAUUAGGACCUUCAGUGGAUGGUGGAGCGACUUUGACCUGCACUAACAAUAGGCUGAUAUGUUCUACCCAAUGCUAGAAGGUCUGCUCUCGAGGACCCUUCAUCCAAUGCUAGAAGGUCUACUCUCGAGGACCCUUCAUCCAAAGACUCGUAAAGGUGUCUUGUUAAUUUCAACAUGUCGGAACUCUCACAAAUUUUCUUCAGUUAUUGACAUGGCAAUGGUUUCUGAGAAAAAGAUGGGCAGCCUUUUGUUCCCAUUCCAAGGACUUGAGAAGUAUCUCAUGAGUGGGGUGAACAAGAGCCAUUUCCAUGCAUUUCUUCCAAGCUUUGAGGACAUAAAGAGUGCAGAGGCGUUCUUUACACCUUCAAAAAGACACAGUAUUGAUUAUUACUCAUCGGCUGUGAGAAUGGAUCAUGCUCCAAUAAUAAGUGAACCAGAGGUUUGUUUUAUUGGCAGAAGCAAUGUUGGAAAAUCCUCACUUAUAAAAGCACUCUUUUCACUGGUUCCAGACAUUGAAGUCCGGGUUUCAAAAACACCAGGACAUACAAAAAAAAUGAACUUCUUUAUGGUGAAAAAAGCUUUUACGCUUGUGGAUAUGCCUGGCUAUGGUUUUAAAGCGCCAAAGGAUUUUGAAGACAUGGUGGAGCCCUAUCUGAAAACCAGGAAGAAUUUAAGACGAACAUUUUUGCUGAUCGACGGCUCAGUGGGAGUUCAGAAAGCUGACCGAAUAGCACUGGACAUGUGUGAAGAGUUUGGGAUCCCUUAUGUGAUUGUAUUCACAAAAAUUGACAAGGCUAAGCAAGGGGAAUUGUUACGCCAUAUACUGGAAAUGCAGAACAUAAUCGAAGAUCACACUACUGGAUGCUUCCCUCAGCCUUUCCUAGUCAGUUCUGUGCAGUUUUCUGGGAUACACCUGUUAAGAUGCUUCAUUGCCCAUGUGACUGGGAAUCUCUCACUGCGGCUGACGUGACCCCACCCUUGGAAGACCAGAAACAAGCCUGGAAAGUAGCUUAGAGAAAAUAUUAAAGUGAAUAAUAUUUAAGUAUUAUUUUUUUCACAAUUUAAAUAAUA